CCUUAAAACUAAAGUAAUGCUUUUCAAUUCAAAUAUUGCAAAACAAAAUCGUAGAAUUUGAUUUUCUAUUUCCCAUUACUGCCCUUUACUUCCCUUGGCACUUAUUGGCAAAAAUUUCAUACAAAUAAUAAUAGACCCAUCGAAAAAAGGCAAUCAAUUCAACAAUAAACCAGAAGCCACACCUAUCAAUGACAAUUAUCUGGUGUCCAACCCUCUUACCUGAAAUGUCUUCCGACCAUUCGUCCCAUUUCGAUUUCCGAGCCAAGUGAGCUCUACAUAAAGUGAGCUCUCUCAAUCUUUUGGGAUAUGAGGCGAAGGCUCGCUAUGGCGAUCCUUGGUUUCACUAUCCCAUUUCUAAUGAACUGUGCACUCAUCGGCUCCACGGCUCUCAUGAUGAUCCACAACGAGGUAAAAAAGCCCUCUGUUCAUAGUGGCAUCAAUCACGAUGUCGCUGUGCGUGACACUGGUAGUCAUCAAAGCAAGCUUCCAUCUGAUAACAGAGCUCGCGGGACCACUGGAAACCGGGCCGGCCCGACGUCAAACCACGCGAGAUGCAAAUAGAGAUUCAGAAGAAAUGAUCCCAAUGACAAGCCGACAUUCAAGCAUAACAUCGACAAUUCCAAGUCGGCCAAUGUCUCCAAUUCCACCAUCAACUCCGCCACCACGAUCUCCUGCACCUUGUACGCAUUUGGCCCAAUCUUAGCCGCAAUGUGAAUACUUAUCUGAUAAUUGACACGUUUUGUCUUUUUGUAAAAUCUAUUUAACUUUCUUUCUAGUCUUCUUCAUACUUUUUUCGAGCGGUAUGACUUGCAUAUUUGACUCAACUUUUACCAUUGCCCGUCCCACGAGGGAACAUUUUAAAAAACGUAAUUUUCAACAUUCAACACGAAUUCGAACUUUGGAACACAGU
Messenger RNA from Caenorhabditis elegans, 910 nucleotides. RefSeq names its product CNNM transmembrane domain-containing protein (gene F41C6.6). The transcript has 2 exons. NCBI's taxonomy places the organism in Eukaryota, Metazoa, Nematoda, Chromadorea, Rhabditida, Rhabditidae. Bases 325 to 561 code for a protein of 78 amino acids. The record is from RefSeq and is marked reviewed.